Molecule: messenger RNA, 2942 nt
Organism: Lingula anatina
Lineage: Eukaryota; Metazoa; Brachiopoda; Lingulata; Lingulida; Lingulidae
Product: protein HEXIM2
Biological process (GO): negative regulation of cyclin-dependent protein serine/threonine kinase activity; negative regulation of transcription by RNA polymerase II
Cellular component (GO): nucleus; cytoplasm; nucleoplasm
Molecular function (GO): cyclin-dependent protein serine/threonine kinase inhibitor activity; 7SK snRNA binding
Source: RefSeq, a predicted model, not a curated record
AUAGAGGAUGAGUGUAAAUGUUGCAGUUAGAGCCACAUAUGCCGUUGUCGUGGGUAGAUGUGUCAAUUGAAAUGAGAAAAUUUCCCAAAAGAAGCAUAUUGAAAGACAGUUAUAGAGUGUAUCGGAAGAAAAAUGGUUGACAGACCGAUGGAGAGUGAAAAUGUGAGCGUCUUUGUGACAGAUAAUUCUCUUACGUGCCCGGGCCCACAGCCCUUGUCCGAGGUCGCUGUUGAUGAUGUCACUGAAGUUGAAGGGCGCCCAGGGACCAGACGAGCCCCUCGUGCAGAAAAGAGGGGGUCGGAGGAAAUGGACGAGGGCUCAUCAGGGGAAAACGGAGUGUCGGGGAAGAAAAAGCAUCGGCGCAAGCGCAAAGCCGGUAAACACCACAAUAAUCGCAAGUGGAAGCCGUACAAUAAGUUGAGUUGGGAAGAAAGGAAGGCGUUGGAAGAUCGCGAAGCCGUGCGUGCCAACCAGAAACGCCAAGAUCGCUUCAACUCUGGGCAUCCAGUCGCCCCUUACAAUACCACGCAGUUCUUAAUGGAGGACCACGAAGAUCCAAAUAUAAAAAACUUAGAAGAAGAUGAAACCCUUAUCCAACAAAACAGACAGAAUAGCAACAAUUCUAUGAAUUCCUACAGUCAAGAUUCAUCGGACGAGUAUUUCUACGACUCGCCAAACGACGAGGAAAUUUUUCUUGCGAAAGAUUUCACUGAAACUUAUGACAAUAUUCACGCCGAGAGACUGGAGAGCAUGAGCAAAGGGGAACUUGUCCGUGAGUAUCUUGCAAUGGAAACAAAACUUGAACAGAUGGAGAAAAAAGUUAAGCGUUUAGAAUCCGUGUCACCUUUGGAAGAAACUGGAAGUACAACGAGUAGUAAUGGAAGGACAGAGACAGAAAACUUUGCAAAUAAUAACCAGACCGAUUUGUUAGCUGAUGAUAAUGACAGAGUCCCCCAAAUUUCUGCAUCCAAACUAAAGUCACCAGAAAUUAAUGAUUAUAACAGAUUGCAGCAGGAAAUUCGCCAACUACGUGAAGAAAACUGUCAACUUGCUAGAGAAAAUAAAGGUCUAAGUACCCAGGACUCGUGUACAUAGUAAAAAUGGGUAUUGUUAAGUCUUUGGUUGUUAAGAUCAUGUUGAAAUGUUAGGCCAGUUUUGUAGUAUGAAAACAAGUAGGUUAUUGUUUGAUGGUGCCAGCAGUUUUAACACCUGAUAAUAAGGCUCAAGAUACACAGAAGCAGUAUAUUUUCUGUCAGCUUGUUCAUUUGAGCAAUCAAAUUUUAAUAAGGAGCUUAUGCCCUUUAAAGUGGUUUGCCCAGUUAAUUUUUUUUUUUUUUUGCCAUUAAGAAUAGUUACCAUGUUUUAUGAAAGCUGGUUAAAGUGCCUCAAUUUUUGUUCAAGAAAGUUAAAAAGCUGUUUUAUAAAGUGAGUGGGGCAUAGCCUUGUUGAGCUGUAAUUGUAUCAGUAAAUUGCAGAAAUUUGCAUCUACAAUCUUGCUUCUGUUUCUAUUUUAAGCCUUGUUGUUUUGGUCAAGGGCAGUGUGUAAGGAAUCCACAGUACGUUGAUCUAGGUAGCAUUGGCAAGUGGGAUGUUUUGAUGGCAAAGGGAGUUUUUUUUUUUUUUUCUUCAAAAAUGUUACCUGAGGAUUUGCAUGAAACGGGCUGAGAAAUUAACAUUCCCAUCAUGUAUCACUUACACUGCAUUGAACUGGUUCUAGUCCAGUGGGGUUAUUUUUAUGAACAAACCCAAGACUGUCUGUAACAGUUACAUUAACAUUCCUGAAGUAGUCUGUUCCCUUGAUGAUAAUACCUUUGUUAAUGGAACACAUCCAUGGUCGUUUACUGAGCUAGGUACAUCAUCAUUUGGGUAUAAUUAAGAGUGGAAAGAAGAAAAAUCUAUUCUGUUUAAUCAAUGGGGGGCUGAUACUAAUGCCUUGGUGUAGUAUGCUGAGCAAAUCUGGUUUUGCAGAAUGUGGUAACAUAAAGAAAAUGCACUAUUGAUUUUACUGGGAUCUGUAAAUGAAAGUGGUAUGACAAAGUGGAUUAUAUACAUUCAAGUCUUUAGAAAUUGUCUGUGUAAGCAGAGCCAGCAAGAGGAUUAUUUGCAGUUUUAAUGAAAAGGUUUGUGGGUCCUUAGUAAUGACAGUGUGUAUGAAAGAUAUAAACUGAUUUAUUAUAAGGGGGUGAAUCAUUUAUACUGCAGCAAAAUCUAGUCAGUUUUCCCCUUAGUGUUUUAUAAAAAAGCAAGGAAUUUCCUUGCGAUCAAGCUCUUUUUAAACAUCUCAUAUCUAAAAUGUUUAAUGAUUAUAUUAUAAUGUUAUAUAAUUGAUAUGAUAUUCUACCAUGUUCGAGUAAUUUUUGACUAUUUUUUUGUGGUUGUUCAAUCAAAGUGUAUGUCCCCGUUGCAUCAAUCUUUGCCUGUACAAUCCUGACUAUUCUAGUGCAGAUGUUGCCCAAUUAUCUGUUUUUAAACGGGCCAUUAUACCAAGUUUAAAUGGAUGAAGUUUUAACCCAUUUGUAUGAUUGAUUUUGAAAUUACAACCAGUAUUUAUAUCAAAUUCUAACAAAUUCUCCUCUUAUUUUGGACUCUGAUUUUUCUGUGGUCAUUUUACAAUUAUUAUUUCGUUGGCUGUUAAAAUUUUAUUUUGGUGCUGAAAAUCAGUUUAUAGCCACCGAAGGCUACAGGAAUAAUAAAACUUUAGGCAGUAAUAUUGAUUUAUAUAGAAAAAAAAGGGUCACGUGCACCCAAUUUAUCAGUUACCAGAUUUAGGCAGCACUGCGUGAACUAAAAUACGUUAAAAACUGGAUGUCACGGUACCUGUCAUCAGAAGAUGCAGGUUUGAUGAAUGUUCACAUUAUAUUAAACACAUUUGUUUCCCCCGUGGAAACGAGGCAGCUAUUAGUUAUGUGGGGAAGUGCACUGGAGAUACGUGACCUAGUCCG